Messenger RNA from Xenopus laevis (African clawed frog), 945 nucleotides. RefSeq names its product eukaryotic translation initiation factor 4E family member 2 L homeolog (gene eif4e2.L). The record is from RefSeq and is a predicted model, not a curated record. The transcript has 7 exons. The coding region runs from base 145 to 783 and encodes 212 amino acids. NCBI's taxonomy places the organism in Eukaryota, Metazoa, Chordata, Amphibia, Anura, Pipidae.
UUGUAAAGCCUGGGUUCUCCGUUCUGAGGGAGUUCGGGAGUUUGUAGUUACCGGUGCUGCGGGACUUUUCGACGGUUAUUCGUGACUGGGACUGUGAGAAGAAUAUCGGGAGCGUCUGAGGAAAGGCCUCGGUGUUGGUAGGAAAUGGGUUUGUCCGGGCAAGAAGACCUCACAACUUCAGAAGACGAAUUCACCAAAUUUCAAAAAGUCAAGGAGGUAAUGGUGCCCCCUGGGGAACAUCCGCUCCAGUACAAAUACACAUUCUGGUACUCUAGGAGAACCCCGUCAAGACCUGCAAGUACCCACAACUAUGAACAGAAUAUCCGCCCGUUUGGAACAGUAGCAUCGGUGGAGCAAUUCUGGAGAAUCUACAGCCAUAUUGUACGUCCGGGGGAUCUCUCUGGCUAUAGUGACUUUCAUCUCUUCAAGGAUGGCAUCAAACCCAUGUGGGAGGACGAAGCCAAUAAGAAUGGUGGAAAGUGGAUCAUUCGCCUACGGAAAGGCCUGGCUUCCCGAUCCUGGGAGAAUAUUAUCUUGGCCAUGUUAGGGGAGCAGUUUAUGGUCGGGGAAGAGAUCUGCGGGGUGGUCGUAUCGAUCCGCUUCCAGGAGGAUAUCCUGUCCAUCUGGAACAAGACAGCCAAUGAUCAGUUCAGCACAGUAAGAAUCCGGGACACGCUAAGGAGAGUACUGAAUCUGCCUCCCAACACCAUAAUGGAAUACAAAACCCACACCGACAGCCUCAAGGAUAACUCCAGUUUCCGUAAUACAAAGAUCACUGUAUAGCACUCGGGAUCACCGUGGCCAAAAUGUGACACUUCCUGUGAACUGCUCCGUGACUGGCUCGUUAAUUUUGGUACUUGCAUCCGUAUUGAGGCAAUUGCAGCCCCUUCCCAGCAUCGACUGUAAGAUACGUGAAAACACAAUAAAUUAUACAUAUUUUUUUCA